Molecule: messenger RNA, 1599 nt
Organism: Colletes gigas
Lineage: Eukaryota; Metazoa; Arthropoda; Insecta; Hymenoptera; Colletidae
Product: pH-sensitive chloride channel 2-like
Exons: 9
Coding region: 11-1537 (508 amino acids)
Biological process (GO): regulation of membrane potential; signal transduction; nervous system process
Cellular component (GO): neuron projection; synapse; membrane
Molecular function (GO): transmembrane signaling receptor activity; neurotransmitter receptor activity; chloride channel activity
Source: RefSeq, a predicted model, not a curated record
CGAAGCAGUAAUGAUGGACCUUAAGAUGGCUUUGAGAAAAAGUGUUUGUAGAUUGGUAAUUUUCGUUUAUCUGCUGCAAAUGUUACAAUUCAGUACGUCUGCCAUAUUGGAAAGUUGUCCAAUGUUGAGUAGGAACCAUUCUAUGACACAAACAGAGCUUUUGCAAGAAUUAACGAACGACUGCCGUUACGAUAAAAUGAUUAGGCCAUCAGGAGAAACGAAUGCUACGGAUCCAAUUAAAGUGUACACUAGGGCAUAUAUUUACACGAUUAAAUCAAACAUGGCGAAAACACUGCAGUUUGACGUACACAUGAUGUUGCAAUUUAGAUAUCUAGACGAGAGAUUGAAAUUCUCUGAUAUUGCGCCUGAUUUGAGCCAAAUAUAUGGCGGACAGCUUGCGUACAAUUUAAUUUGGACGCCUACCGUUUAUGUUUCCAACGAACGUAGCUCGACCAUAAUGGGAAGCGGCGUUAAGGAUCUACUUGUUUCCAUAGAUCCGUCGGGUAUGGUCGUAUGGAACACUAGAUUACAAGCUACCCUUAAUUGUGGCCUUCGUUUGGAAAAGUUUCCAUUUGAUGUUCAGGAAUGCCCGCUUGUCUUUGAAAGCUGGACGCACAACGUGAACGAUAUGAUGCUCUAUUGGGACCAAGAACCAAUCAUACUCGCAGAUGAACUGCAUUUAACCGAAUACAAACUCAUCGACAAGUGGGUUAACACAUCGGAAGUCUUCUACGCCACGUCGCAGCAACAUUAUGGCCACUUUGCUGGUAACUUCAGUACAAUUAGCAUAACUUUCAAGUUGUCGAGAGAGAUGGGAUUCUUCAUGAUGGACUACUAUAUACCAUCUAUACUAAUUGUAGUAAUUUCUUGGGUAUCAUUCUGGUUACAUAUGGAUGCAAGCCCACCGCGAAUAGUUUUAGGAACGAACACUAUUUUAACGUUCAUGACCCUUGCAUCGAAAGUAGAAAACUCGUUACCAAAAGUUUCAUAUAUAAAGGCCAGUGAGAUAUGGUUCUUAGGUUGCACAAUAUUUUUGUUCGCAGCAAUGGUUGAAUUUGCUUUCGUCAAUACAAUCUACAGACGAAAGAAAAAUGUGCCUUUAAAGAAGGUAAAUAGCAAAUACAUAUUAAAGUCUACGCUGACGCCAAAAUUGGCACGAAAACAAUUUCAAAAAAAUACUACGGGCUUGGAACGAUCGCGAUCUUGGUCUUCGCUUGAUAAUGCAAACAGUAUCGGACAAGAUUACACGAGUCAGAAUUAUCUGACUGUACACAGUUUUCCAAGCACUCUGAAUAUUCCUUCGGUAAAAAUUGACGAGGACAGAGACCAGGAAUGCUCCGUAGAGAGUAUAACUUCUGUGAAUAGUACUCUACCGCCAAAAUCUUUCUCGAGAAGGGCAACCCUUGCACAGUUGCACAACUUCACAACUAUGACACCGCAAGAAAUUGCACAGUGGAUUGACAGGCGUAGUAGAAUAGUAUUUCCAGUUGCUUUUAUCAUAUUUAAUAUUCUUUACUGGUCUUUUAUUUGGAUAUGAGGAUCCAGCGAUUAAAAUUGGACAAGCUUUGACCAGUCAAAUAAUAUAGCUUUUUAAUUAGA